CAAGCUUUAGCGGGUAAUUCGUACGAGUUUCACAAGCAGCAGCUACAAACCAACCGAGAAAAGAAGAUUCACAGCACAAAUCCGCUUGUUUUUAAAGCAAAAACAUGUCCAUUUAAAGAGGAAAACAGAAGAAUUGUCCCUUAAAGGAUUUGAUCACAGUUUUCGGUGCUUUUUAUUCAGCCGACAGGAGUUUCAGAUGGAGAUGAAGUGUUUAUCUCUGAAGGAUCUGAUUAGUGUGAGGAAGAUUAAGACAGGGUCAGAUGAUACUGACACCAUGAAUGAGCAGAAAGAGAAUAUUUGCGUGGAGAGGAAAAUAAUGACCCCGCUGAAGUCUGACUACCGGAGAGUUUGCAGUCCGGAUAUCACACACAUCACCCCUAUCAAACACCCGGAGAAGAGCCAUCCGGACCCCUGGACCCCCACAGCAAACCUAAAGAUGCUGAUCAGCGCGGCCAGCCCGGACAUCCGGGACAGAGAGCUGAAGAAGACGCUCUUCAGACCCAUUGAGAACGAGGAGAAGGUGACGGAGGAGGAUGAGGAUCUUGAUGACUCGUGUCAGUUUGAAGUAUUAAAUGAUUCUGAAAGAAGGCCGAGUCGCAAACAGAAGAGUCUUGGGCUCCUGUGUCAGAAGUUUCUUGCAUUGUACCCUGAUUACCCAGAACCCUCAGAGAGCAUCAACAUUUCUCUGGAUGAGGUGGCCACGUGUUUGGGUGUGGAGAGGAGACGCAUCUAUGACAUUGUGAACGUGCUGGAGUCCCUGAAGCUGGUGAGCAGAAUGGCCAAGAAUCUGUAUGUCUGGCAUGGUCGACCACUGCUCUCAAAGACCCUCGAGGAGCUAGAGCAGACGGGCCGAGAGCAGGGAUACCAUCUGCUGAUGGACCAGAGAGACGGAAGCAGCCCGCACGUCGCACAGCACACGCAAAACACACACGUGGCCUCUAGUCGGAGGAAAGAUAAAUCGCUGCGCAUCAUGAGCCAGAAGUUUGUCAUGUUGUUCCUGGUGUCAAAAACACGCACCGUCACGCUGGACACGGCUGCUAAGAUACUGAUCGAGGAGGGUCAAGAUGAUUCCAGCCACAGCAAAUAUAAAACUAAGGUACGACGCUUGUAUGAUAUCGCGAACGUCCUCACCAGCCUCAGUCUGAUAAAGAAACUUCACGUGCGAGAAGAGAACAGCCGGAAGCCCAUCUUCAAAUGGAUUGGACCCUCUGAUUUCCGCAGUGAUUCAGAGAGUUUGGAAGUGUCAGAAACUCACACCGUCACAGGAACAGCAGAGCGACGAGAGAAGAUGGUGCGACAUUCAUCUUUUCAGGUCGUUCCUACCCCUCACGUCAAUCGAAGACUGAUAAACUCUGCCCCCAGCACACCUCACAGAGACGGCAAAGACGAGCCGGUGGAUUUCUCCAGGAAAAGUGUUAGCAGUGUUGCAUGUCGACUGCAGUUUGAAGACAGUCCCAGAGCGCCCUCUGCUGGCUCCACAUCUGUCGCUGUGUCCCUUCAGCCGGAGACUCCAUACACAGCUCAGUUUACGCCGCAGACGCUGGCGUACCUGCCUCAGACCCCUGUGCUCAUGUUGUACAGCAGCCAUGUCCCUGAGGGCAUCAUUCAGGGUCAGAGAUCACCCAUCACAGAUCAGAAGAGAGAGCGAGAGGAGGAUGAAAAUCAGGCCGUUAAAAGAAGCAAACACUCUGCGUCUACAGAAAGCGAGACGGCUGAGAGCGAAUGUCUCGACACCAGAGAAGGUUCACCCGUGAACGGACAUGUGAAGGAAGACGGUGUGGAAAAGCGCAGUAAUACAGACCCCCAUCAUUCCUCUCAGUAUCUCUAUGUUUCAAACACAGCAGGACUUAAUGGUCUGAACGGUCUAAACUUCCUCAUGCCGGCAGGGCACACACAUGGAGGCAUGUCGGCCGUAGCCGUCCCAUACUUCCUUGUGCCCUCACCUCUCAUAGCGGGCACAGUGCCUACGUCCCGUGCUGAAGGGGCUGCUGGCAGCAGUAUGAGUUUUAGCAUGCCCACAGUCCUUUCACCCGCUCGCUUUGUGAUGGCAGGCGGAGCGUUUAGUAUGUCCGAUAAGGUCAACAAUGCCGAGCAUCAUGGGUACAGAGGACCAGGCUCCACGCUGUCACCUCAGGGGCUGAGAAAAGAGAGCCCUCGACUAGUACAGAUGCAGGUUCAGACUCCUUCAACGCCAAAGGAAGCAGCACUGUGGUCAAAGUCUUUCUUCGAGACGCCUGGAGCUUUUGGAUUACUUGCAUCACCACCAGCGGCACGGAAAAGAGGCUCCGCCCAGAGGAAGCUGGACAUCGAACACUCUUCCAAUUAAAUUUAGAGCUUCGUGUAAGCGUUCAGUUUAUGGUGCUGCAAUUCCAAAAGGAAAAACCGCAUAACACGGUAAAGACUAGCUCGAAUAACUGUAUUAUCGGUGAACAUUUCACAUUUUCUGAACAUCAGAUGAGUGCAGGUAUUAAAACUCGAGUUCAGGGUUUGUCUAAAGAGUUCCAGCUGUUACACGCCCUCUUGUGGCUGGUUUUCCCCCACAUUCUUUUUAUUUCACCCCAUCUGAGAGUAUAUUGGAAGUGCAUUUAAUAUUAAUCUUAUUAAUUCCAGGGGCGAUAAUCCAUAAACAAGCCAGUCUUGGCUAUCCGCUCGAGCACUACAUUAUUUUAAAUGUGAAUUGAGACGGGAUCGGUCUCUAAAAGCCACCUUUAAUCUGUACAGAAAGCUGUACGUAUAUGUACACGAGUCUGCUCGACUGUACAUUUAUUUGCAUUAGUAAGUUACACUUUAAAAAAGAGAAAAAGGGGCCAAACGGUCUGACGCUGACAUGCCUUACAAAUAAUUUUGUGUGAAACUUGACCAAAGCUUUAACCCGAUACGUCAAUUAUGAGGAACAGCACUCUUCAGGGUUGAAGUGAGGUAUGUAAAUUAAACUUGAUGAGCAUAAGAGGAACAUUUAUUUGGGGAUUUAAUAAAAAAAUAAUGGUUGUGAUUUUUGAGGUAUUGUUUAGUUUUCAGGUGUUACGUCUGUGGAUCAAAAUGGAAAUUAAAACUUGAAAUACUUGAAAACGCCAGUGAAUUUGAUCUCUGAUCACUGGAGUUAUUAUCACAGUACUGUAUCACUUGAAACAAAGUAUGUUUAUGUAUUAAUUGUUUUAGACUAGUAAUAAAUUAUUAUUUUUUAAUUCCAGUUACAUUUGGAUGAAUUUUACACCCUAGUGUGUACUCUGUACAGAGUUAUUGUACCUGGACUCAGCAUUGAAUAUUUUUCUAUACAUGUUAAUUUCUGUAUAUGUCAGUGUUGAAAUGUCUUUGCUGGAUGUUUACGGCUGUUUCACCUUCAAGGAAGGCACUGCUAAAUCUAUAUGGUGCUUUUGUGUGUGCUUUGUUUGAUGCUUUUAAUGAUUAUUUUGUGUACAAAUACACAUCGGUCUGUUGUAAUACAGGUGUUGUAUCUGGAUUUGAAUUAUAAAUUAAAUGGAUUUAAAAAUGUU
Triplophysa dalaica is the source of this 3494-nucleotide messenger RNA. It is a transcript of the gene e2f7, whose product is annotated as E2F transcription factor 7. Gene Ontology annotation, biological process: regulation of transcription by RNA polymerase II. The coding region runs from base 197 to 2326 and encodes 709 amino acids. NCBI's taxonomy places the organism in Eukaryota, Metazoa, Chordata, Actinopteri, Cypriniformes, Nemacheilidae. The record is from RefSeq and is a predicted model, not a curated record. The transcript has 13 exons. Gene Ontology annotation, molecular function: DNA-binding transcription factor activity, RNA polymerase II-specific; RNA polymerase II cis-regulatory region sequence-specific DNA binding. Gene Ontology annotation, cellular component: RNA polymerase II transcription regulator complex.